This is a messenger RNA of Cannabis sativa, 3671 nucleotides long. Its product is annotated as sucrose-phosphate synthase 4. Gene Ontology annotation, molecular function: sucrose-phosphate synthase activity; sucrose synthase activity. Gene Ontology annotation, biological process: sucrose metabolic process. Lineage: Eukaryota; Viridiplantae; Streptophyta; Magnoliopsida; Rosales; Cannabaceae. The record is from RefSeq and is a predicted model, not a curated record.
AUAAACUUAUUGAAAUCAGGGGCCUUUUUAGCGAUCGGGGAUCCUCAUCCUUCCAUCAGGAAAGGAUUUCAAAGUGUCAACUCCAUUCAAACACUAACAUCUCUCUCUCUCUUCUCACCUUUUGCAACGAUUUAUUUAAGCUCAAGUCUUAUUGUGUUCUCCAUUCCUUGUUAAAGUCUUAAAGUUCAAAGCCAUUCUUUCUUCUCUUUUCUCUGUGUCUAUUAUACUAUCCUACAUAAAUGAAUAAAUACAUAUAGAUAGUUUUCUCUGUUGAAAGUAUUAUACAGAUAUAUAUAGAUAUAUUUUCAAGUAUAUAAAUAUAUAUAAGGUGUUCGAUGGCGAGAAACGAAUGGAUAAAUGGGUAUUUGGAGGCAAUCUUAGAUAUGGGGAAAAAGGGUGACGGGAAGCUGAACAAUAUUGCAAAGUUCGAAGUGAAAGAGAAAGAUCAUCAGGAUAAGUUGUUUAGUCCAACUAAAUACUUUGUCGAAGAAGUUGUUAAUAGCUUCGAUGAGUCAGAUCUCCACAGGACUUGGAUUAAGGUAAUAGCCACAAGAAAUACCCGUGAACGCAGCAAUAGACUGGAGAAUAUGUGCUGGCGCAUUUGGCAUCUGGCCCGCAAGAAGAAACAGAUUGCAUGGGAUGACGCCCAAAGGUUGGCUAAAAGGCGUAUAGAGAGGGAGCAGGGCAGGCAUGACGCUGCCGAGGACCUCUCUGAGCUUUCCGAAGGUGAAAAGGACAUUAUUAGUAGUAAAGGAGAUAACAAUGAUGCUGCUUCUACUACAUUUGAGCACAAUGUCAUCACUCGAAUCAACUCCGAGAUUCAAAUAUGGCCAGACCAUGAUCACGAUGAGAGUAUGAAGUCUUCUUCUUCUUCAAGAAAGCUUUACAUUGUGUUAAUCAGUAUGCAUGGCUUGGUCCGCGGACAAAAUAUGGAGCUCGGCAAAGACUCCGACACUGGUGGUCAAGUCAAGUACGUGGUGGAACUUGCUAGAGCUCUAGCCAACACAAAUGGAGUCUACCGUGUCGACCUUCUCACUCGGCAAAUCACAUCCACUGAUGUUGACUCCUCCUACGGUGAGCCAAAUGAGAUGCUUUGCUGCCCCACCGACGCUACGUGUUGUGGGGCUUACAUAGUCCGCCUCCCUUGCGGACCUCGCAACGAGUACAUUCCCAAGGAGUCUCUCUGGCCACACAUACAGGAGUUCGUCGACGGGGCACUAGCUCACAUAGUCAACAUGGCUAGAGUCUUGGGAGAGCAAGUCAAUACAGGAAAGCCUACGUGGCCUUACGUGAUCCACGGUCACUACGCUGAUGGUGGAGAGGCUGCAGCUCGACUUUCUGCUGCACUGAAUGUGCCGAUGGUGAUGACGGGACAUUCGCUGGGGCGGAAUAAGUUCGAACAGUUGCUAAAACAGGGGAGAUUUUCCAAGGAAGAUAUUAAUGCCACAUACAGGAUCAUGAGAAGGAUUGAAGCCGAGGAGUUGGCCAUUGAUGCGGCAGAAAUGGUGGUGACCAGUACUCAUCAAGAGAUCGAUGAGCAGUGGGGACUGUAUGAUGGAUUCGAUCUCAAAUUGGAGAGAAAGUUGAGAGUGAGAAGACGUCGCGGUGUGAGUUGUCUUGGCCGCUAUAUGCCAAGGAUGGUGGUUAUACCGCCAGGGAUGGACUUCUCAAACCUCGCUACAACAACUGAUAUUACUGAAUCAGAUUCUGCUGAUCUUAAAUCAUUAAUAAACUCUGGUAGAGGUCAACAAAAACCCAAUCUACCUCCUAUAUGGUCUGAGAUAAUGAGAUUUUUCACCAACCCUCACAAGCCCAUCAUUCUUGCUCUGUCACGUCCUGACCCCAAGAAGAAUGUUACUACAUUGCUCAAGGCUUAUGGAGAAUGCCAAGCCCUUCGGGAGCUUGCCAACUUGACGUUAAUACUUGGCAAUAGGGAUGACAUUGAAGAAAUGCAUAAUAGCAGCUCCGUUGUGCUUACGACAGUGCUCAAGCUCAUCGACAGGUACGAUUUGUAUGGUCAAGUGGCCUAUCCCAAGCACCAUAAGCAACAUGAUGUCCCCGAAAUAUAUCGUCUUGCUGCGAAGACAAAGGGAGUAUUCAUCAACCCAGCUCUAGUGGAACCUUUUGGUCUCACAAUUAUAGAGGCGGCUGCAUAUGGCUUACCCGUCGUCGCCACUAAAAAUGGAGGUCCUGUUGACAUUUUGAAGGCAUUAAAUAAUGGGGUCUUAGUCGAUCCACAUGACCAUAAAGCCAUAGAAGAUGCACUUCUAAAGCUCGUGGCAGACAAAAACCUUUGGCUGGAUUGCCGAAAGAAUGGGCUAAAGAACAUUCACAAGUUUUCAUGGAUAGAACAUUGUCGAAACUACCUCUCCCACGUGGAACACUGCCGUAAUCGCCACCCCACCAGCCGCCUUGAGAUCAUGCCUGUUCCAGAAGAGCCCAUGAGUGAUUCUCUCAAAGACGUACAAGACCUCUCUUUGAGAUUCUCCGUGGAAGCUACAAUAGACUUUAAUUCCUCUGAAAACUUGGAUCCAGCCACCAGGCAAAAGGAGCUAAUUGAAGCCAUUACAAAAAGUCGAAGCAAGGGCUCCUCCAAUGGAAAGGUCGGAGCUACUACCUACUGCCCUGGCCGAAGGCAGAGGCUAUUUGUAAUAGCCAUUGAUUGUUACAACGAAAGCAAUGGAGAUUUUGCUGAAAGUUUGUUGCAGCCUAUCUUGAAGAAUGUGAUGAAAGCUGCAGGCUUGGGUGGCCGAACAGGGUUUGUGCUUGUAACUGGUUCAAGCUUAGGAGAGACAUUGGAAGCAUUAAAAAGAUGCCAAAUCAAUGUUCAAGAGUUGGAUGCGCUCGUGUGCUCAAGUGGAAGUGAGAUGUAUUACCCUUGGAUAGAUUUGGUGGCUGAUGGAGACUAUGAGUCCCAUAUCGAGUAUAGAUGGGGCGGCGAGAACGUGCGGUCCAUGGCAGCAAGGCUUAUCAGGGUAGAAGGAACGGAUGAGGAAGACACCAAAGACUAUGUAGGAGCUAACCGAGCGAAGUACUGUUACUCCUACUCUCUCAAACCUGGAGCCAAGAUACAAAAGGUUGAUGAUCUAAGGCAAAGGCUGAGAAUGAGAGGCUUCCGAUGCAACCUUUUCUUUACACGAGCUGCAUCUAGGUUGAAUGUUGUGCCAUUGUACUCUUCAAGAGCACAAUCCCUAAGGUAUCUUUCCGUUAGGUGGGGAAUUGAACUCUCCAAAAUGGUCGUCAUCAGUGGAGAAAGAGGGGACACUGAUACUGAAGACUUGCUCGCUGGGCUUCAGAAGAACAUAAUUAUAAAAGGCUGUGUUGAGUGUGGCAGUGAAAAGUUUCUUCGGAGUAUAGACAGUUACAAAAGAGAAGAUGUUGUCCCACAAAAUAGCCCUAAUAUUGCCAUCUCAGAGAGUUAUGAGGCGCAUCAUAUCAAACAAGCUUUGGAAGCUCUUGGAAUCCAGUGAUUUCAUAUUUACUAUUUAUCUUGAUUACACAGUUAUAUAUUGUGAGCAAAAUAUAUGAACACCAAAUAUAAUAAAUUACCUAUAAACUCGUGGAAUUUAUAUUUUCCAAUGAUGUUUUUGUAAUACAUACAUUUAUACUUAUGUAUACGUACAGAUGAAAAGCUCAUGUAUUAGAUAUAAAUAAGAAAUGUAUUUGUUUUA